Messenger RNA from Clupea harengus (Atlantic herring), 2677 nucleotides. RefSeq names its product cell division cycle associated 2 (gene cdca2). The coding region runs from base 1 to 2364 and encodes 787 amino acids. The transcript has 9 exons. The record is from RefSeq and is a predicted model, not a curated record. Gene Ontology annotation, cellular component: chromosome; nucleus. Lineage: Eukaryota; Metazoa; Chordata; Actinopteri; Clupeiformes; Clupeidae. Gene Ontology annotation, biological process: regulation of chromosome segregation; regulation of mitotic nuclear division.
AUGACAAAACCCACUGAUGGAUGGUGUUCAGUGGAAGGGGCGAACAGCCCUUGGAGAACCGCUGAAGACGUGAUUGGGGCGGACGGGCAGGCUGAUGUGCCUGGAUGCCCCAUAGAGGGCUGCGUUGCUGAUGAAACACAGAGCAGGAGACCCAGCUGCACGGCCUCGCCAUCUGCCUUGGGGAAGAAGACACUUCGCGGCCAACGCCAUUCGGAACGGAAGCGGGUGCACUUUGGUGCGCCGCUCUCUCCUGAGUUUUUUGACAAGACUCUCCCUUCAAGCACCCCACUAAAGAAGGGUAGCACCCCAUUCCGUCACCCAGCCUCUGCAGGCGCAGAGCUGUGUCCAGUGCUAAAGACUGCACUGGGAAAUGAAGCUCCACUUUCACAGCCUGACUUCAGCAGUCCAGAGGCCGGUAGUGGCUCACCAACCCUUGGCCAGACCGAAGGCCCUGAAGCAGCUGUGAGCAGUGAUCUCAUACUCCAAGAUGCAGAGGAACAGAUUCCCAGACUUCUUCUUGAGGAAGAUGAUGAGGUUGAACCGGAGGUGAACACUGCAGGUAUUCCCAAAGAUGCCUCCUCAGACAAGAUGGCUGACUCCCAGGCACCUAACAUGAACUCGCCUUGCCAAGUGGAGCCUCUCUUAGAGGAGCAGACAGAAGCUGAGCUGGAGCUCCUUUCCUACCCGCAGCAGCAGCAGCAGCAGCCGCCUCCACCUCCUCCUCCUCUCCAGCAGCAGGAACAGCAGGACUCCGCCACUUCAAGCAGCCCAGCCAGACCCCGCGGCAGGAAGAGAAAACCACUGGUGGCGGCGGCGGCCGCAGUAGCUGAGAGCGAGCCCCAGACAGAGAGGAGGACUUCCAGCCGCUCUGCUGCUCUCUCAGCCUCAGGGAAGAUGAAGGACUCUACAGGAAAGCGGCGUUUCGGAGGUAAGGAUGUGGACCGCUCACUGUACGGGAAGAGAGCAUACGCCUCCAAGAACCCUCUGCUCAGCCCCAUCUUUGAACCCCCGCUUUCCAAUGGUGUCUGCGUUACUCCAGCUAACCCUUCUGGAAUAUCCACAGUAAAAGCAAGUCGCAAGUCUCAGGAGUCUUCUCAGAAAAACCAGAGUGAAGCUGCGAGUGAUAUCAUCACUGCAGCCACCAGGUGGCGCCAACGCUUCUGCCCCGAGUCCAUUCAGGAAAUCUCAAGCGACCUCACUGAAACCAAGCCUUCACCUGAAAUUCCUGCAGCCGUAUCAGAGGUGAGUUGCUUGCUCUCUGAGACUGCCUCCAGCACCACACCCAGAGGCAAAGGCCGCCCAGGGCCCAAGCCUAAACCCAAGACCCCUAAAGCUGGGGCUGCCUCGGCCAAGCCCACAGUCAGACGCAGCAGGGGCCGGAGAAGUGGCGCCCUGCACAUUGAUGCUGCUACUCACGUGUCUGAGGCCCAGUCUGCUGGUGAGGAACAUGAGAAUGAAACCGGGCAGAGAGGAGGACAGAUCCAUACCGAGGCAGAAUCGGUGCUCCUCGGCCAGGCGACUCAUGACCAUCAUGAUGGGGAUAGACCAGAGCUGAGCCCUCACCACUCCUCUGAGCCUGCCAACACCCAUGGGGUUGAAGCGCCGCCGUCCCACGAGCCCUGCAGGGAGACGGAAGAUCAGACAGAGGCAAGCACUGAUUGCAGACGCACCCUUACAGUGGAGGGAGAUGGAUGUGAUGUGGCGACUCGGCAGCACUGGAAGCCAGUGCAGGCAGACAAGCAGAAGCAAACCAUCAAACACCGAGGCAGAGCCAGAAGGAAGAGCUCCCUACGGCAGCCCAGCACAGCGGCGGUGGAGGCUCUUGGGCAGGAUGAGGAGAGGGAGGUGACUGAGGAGAGGGAGGUGACUGGGGAGAGGGAGGUGACUGAGGAGAGGGAGGUGACUGGGGAGAGGGAGGUGACUGAGGAGAGGGAGUCUGAACACCAAGCUCCCUCUGGGUUGGAGGAUGACUCGGGCAGUGCUAAUGUGUCCAGCAAAGACACAGACAGAGAUAGGCUGGAGAAUGGGGCACAGCAGCAACAGGAAGUGACCUCACACACAGACAACACUACUCUGGCACCAUGGCAGCAGGCAGAGUUCAGCAUCGAGGACGUGCUCAGGCCCGUGGCGGCGGGCAGGGGCUCGGUGCGGCGCAGCCUGAGGAACCGGAGCGAGCAGGGAUCCGAGUCUGGAGCCUCUGGCCUUGCGUGGGUGGCGCACACGUCCCCCGACAUCACCACGAGUGCCACAGGAAGCCGGGCUGGCCGCAGAAAAACUCGCUCUCGUCUCAGCGUCACCCUCCAGCCCCCAAGCCUGCCUGAGGAACCUGAACCUCAAGAUGAGCCUGAGUCGGCAGACGAAUGACUGCACAGUGGACAAUAUGAGUUUACUCAACUGUGGGAGAAGACACUCUUUUAGUUUUGUUUUUAGAGGAGGUUGGUUUUUAUUUCUGAACCUUUUUGCUUGUUCAUCUUUUAAUCUAGUCAUUCAACUAGUUAUCUGUGGCAACCCCGUUUCUUAGGUCGCUGGAUGCAUCACAGUGUAUUACUUAAUAUACUUAACAUAUUCAUUGUGCUCUUAAACAUCUCAGCUCUGUUUGAAAGAAGCUCUCUUUUACAUGCAGUGUGACCCCUGUAAAUAUGCCCAUGUUAUUGCCCAUUAAAACCACUGAAUGACA